AGCGGAGUAGUGGUAAAAGCUAAUGUAUAUUUCGGAAUAUAGCAAUACAAUAUGAAAUAUGAUGAAAAUCGUCGUGAUGUAGGGCGAUCACACCUGGACAGUUUAGCCAGCAUGCGACGCCGACUGACUGUCCUCAUGACCAGUCGUUUCCUCCUUUAAACCAAUUUCUUGUUAUCAAACACUUCAUUCCUAAAAUAUCGAGAUUGCAUUUUGUUAACAUACAAGAUAUUGAGAAUUCAAAUUAUUUGUAUAAAUGAAUAUUUGCGUUGUUAACAAAUGAAAUUUUUGACAUAAGAAAUGGGAUUAAGAAAACGGUUUGCCAUAGCCUGCGUACGCCUCGUACGAAGGCUUAAACAUUCUUAAUUUGAAUCCUAUUUAGAUACGAUGUUUUUGCGAUAGCCGAAAAGCCUGUGGAACAUGAACCCGGGGCAUGAAGUCAUAGAUAUAUGAAAUAUAUAUGUACAACAUAAUCAAAAGAUAUUUUUGUGGUACUCGUGUCCUACGUGCUCUGUACUGUCGUGAUGAAAUAGAACCUAUCUUAGAUAUCUUAUUAUGUGAACAAUGCCCCAGUACUCAAACAGUGACUUAAUGAUACUAUUAACAUUACACUUCGUAUAUUAUUGAAAAUCGAAACUGAACACUUACAUCCAGUUGAACAUGAUAAAUUUACCUUGGUUUGAAUAUUUUGUUUUACUUUCGAUGUUUACACUCGGAAAAGUGGUCACCAAUUGAUUUAGGCAUGUUAGGAGUUGUCAAUUUAUGGUUACCGUAUGACAGGACAAGGGUGCUAGUUCGAUUAUAUUAUGAUUCUCUUCUUCCUUUUCACGCAGUUAUUUGUUAUUUCAAAACGACGGUGUAUUAGAGGUCGACGCUUAUUUCCUCUUCAUGGCGCUACUGUUGCAUAUCGUUAUCCUUCAGCAGCUGCUGUCGAUAUAUGCAUCAGCAACGACUGUCAAUGUCACAAUAAGGGAAAAUACAUUUAAGACCUGCACCUCGGCAUCGUGUGGCAAGGUAAAAUGUGGAGACGUGCCCGGUGAUCCAACUCCUUGUCAUUGUGACCAGGCGUGUGAGUUCUACAACGACUGCUGCGGAGACUACAAAAUGGUCUGCUCUGGGACGAACUCUACAGAGAGCACAAGGGGUUUCCGUGAAUCAAUGGGUGCUAUAGGAGAGGUGAACAUUGAGUGCAUCUCUCCAAACGCAGAUUCAUCAGAUGCUUUUUGGAUGAUCCAGUCAUGCCCUGGAACGUGGAAUGAUGAUGUUUUGCGCAAGAAGUGCACGUCAUAUGAGCCUUCAACAAACAUCGAUUUGGGGCUCUUGCCAGUGGUCCAUGGUGGUGUUACGUACAGAAAUAUAUUUUGCGCUGUCUGCAAUGGUGUCGAGUUCUAUAACGGCGGUCUCACUGGUUGGAAGUUUGAAUUCAGUUGCUCGAAGCAGCAUGCGUCAUUUGCCGAGUCCGAAAACAUAACAAUUCACGAACUGAUCAAUUAUGCAAAUUGCGAACCACGUUUUUCGCCUCCUUCAGGUGUGCCACAAAGUAGUCUUCGCCCCUGUCUGAACUAUGAUUAUGUAGCAGGUUGUCCGCCUGAUUCUCCACGGACUCUUCUAGAGGGAUGUAUGUCCUUUACUGGCAUCUUUACAGAAGAAUCGACAGGUCGAUACAAGAAUCCAUACUGCAAACUUUGCAAUGAGGGCGCAAUCAGUAAGAAUUGGACAACUGUUGAACAAAAAGAAUACGUGGAGAGAUUAUGCUCCUCUCCGGGGGAGUCUUUGACACCUGGCGUCGCGUCUAGCAGCGUUGGCAGUUUUGGCUUUAUAGACGAAUCUAUGGAACCCAGCGACAAUGAUAUCGGCAUGUCCCUGACACCGAUCUCCGUGAUUGUUGAUUUUUCUGGUAAGAGUGGUGUGUCCAUCUUCUAUUCUGAGAACAUGGUUGUGGAAAGGCAGGUGGCGUGUAACGUUGGUGAAGUCUACGAUCUGACAUCUGAUGGAUGUGUGGCAGUAACAUGUGCUGAUGGAUAUACACUCACUAAUGGUAAGUGUGUCAAGGAUGCACCGUCGGUCAAUCUAACCUGUGGUAACAAUAAUGCCAAUUUGGAGUUAUCCAUGACUGUGGUAAUAGCGACAGAGAGCAAUGACACGUGCCUGAAACUGGAAAUUCAUAAAUUGGGUCAGCUUUCGAAUUGCAUAGCUGUAAGCCUGAACUUGCCCAAUGAAUCAUUCACUAUUAGACAUCAGAUUCCACAGGAUAAUGUCACUAAACAAGUAGAUAAUAACAAUAACUGCAAGGAAGUUAUGCAUGAGGGACGGGCUUACACAUCCAUGGAAUACACAUUUGACACAACAGUCCUUGAUUAUGAAGAGCUUGAAUACGCCAUCGACAAGUCGCUUCUGUACGUUUAUCAGCCAGCGAUGGGUUGUGAUAUUAAAGAUGUAGACAUUUCACGCAGAUGUGUCGCGAUAGAAGGGCUCCCCAAUUGUGAUCGCGGUCGUAAGGAACUUUCUUAUUAUCAGUUUCAAAAUCAUAAUGGUACAUCAUUUGUUUACGACAACGAGACGGGCAACCUCUACCAUCCAUAUGAGACGGAGCUAAUAGCGACUUACGACAGCCAAUAUCCUUCGACCAUUCGCACAUUCCAUAAGCAAGAAGUUGUUCACAUCUGCGACCGAGGGCACUUUCUUUCCUGUCCGCUAAUAUCUCGAAAUGUAUCGUAUUUCACCACAGUGGAAGGGAAGGCUAAUUUUCUAAGACAUGCAGCGACCGGGGAAAUACUUGGUCCAGAUGAAUACAUGGUGGCAGCAGAUGGCAACAUCCAGGUAUGUGUGCCAGAGGGAUCGGGUCAAAACGCAACAGUGAACGAAACCGUUGUGAAAUACUUUUUCCGGUACGAUCGGUCGCAGGUUAUUCUUAGCUAUGUUGGUGUGUGUCUGUCACUUGUUGCACUAAUCGCGACCUUCCUGACGUACAGUGCCUUCCCUGUCCUCCGACAGUGUGUCAGCAACAAACUUAUCAUGAUACUCUGUGUAGCUCUAUUUGCAGCUCAACUCCUACAAUUAUUGAAUGGCCUUGCAACACGAAACGACUACGCCUGCAUGAUAGUAGCAGUCGUCGGUCAUUUCCUGUGGCUCUUUGUUUUUGCCAUGACAACAGUUCUAGCGAUCGAACUGGAUAGAACUUUCGGCAGCUUGAACAACUUCAGCGUGUCCUCAGAUAGUCUCGUCUCUCUUUUGAAAUACACGACAUUCGCCCUUUCCUUAGCCGGUGCCAUCGUUGCCAGUUGUCUUGGGAUUCAUUUCACAAUAGGGGAAGAGAUAGACUUUCAUUACGGCAGUGAAACUCUAUGUUGGAUUGGUGACAGGACUGUGAAUCUAAUAGCAUUUGGUGGGCCACUCGCGAUUUUCUUAUUAGUAAACAUUAUAUUAUUUGGACACACAGUGCGCGGAAUAAGGCAUGUGACCAAGAUUCGAAAUCGUGCUAUCCGGCAUUCUACCACCUUGAAGGAAAGGGGAAAGGAGCUACAAAUAUAUUGGAAGAUAUCAACACUAUUAGGUUUCACCUGGCUUUUCGGGUUCGUAGCCGCUUUUGUAGGAGUGCCAGCCCUAUGGUACAUCUUCAUCAUCCUAAAUUCUCUCCAGGGCGUCUACAUUUUUCUUGCGUUCAUGGCCAACAAAAGGGUCUACCACCUCUGGGCCAGCGUAUUGUGCUGCAGGACACGGGGUGACAAACUGACAAAGCAAGGAAAGGGCCAUCGUAGCAAUGGUAAAUCAACGACUUUGACACUGGUUGCAGGAACAGUAUCGACGGCAUCUGAACACCGUAUCGCCAACCAGUUCACAACCUGGAACUCGAGUGCGACAAAGGUGUGACAUGUGGCUUGAAACGUCUCAUUUUGUACAUCUUACAAGAAAUCACUUGUGGGUGUUGACCCAUCUUCUUACCGCUCAGGCAAAAACAUUCGACACAUGCAAAUGUAGAUAUAAAAAUCUCGCAUACCUGUAUUUAUUGAUUGAGAUCAAGCGACACCAGACUAAAAAAAGAACAAAAACCAACAAUCCAAAUCUUCAUCAGAAAAAAUAUAUAUUAUGUACUUAUUGUGUAAAAGAAUUAUAAAACUAUUAAGAAGGAAAAUGAAAUUCCAUGUCAUUGCAAUUGGACCUACUAAAAUUCUCAAUAAUGCUCAGAACUCUUUCAGCUUUGUUUUAAAUCUUGACGAUGGGACUUCAUGAAUACAGACACGAGUAAUAGCGGUCUCAUCAUCGAUAAAAAUGUCCAUUGAUAAGAAAUCUUGGGAUGCUUUCAAACGUCUGAACGGAUCCUAUUCAAACCAUGAACUGGCAGCAUACACGUCAGUGGUAAUCUAUCUCGCCUAAAUUCAUGAAAAUGCAAAUGAAUGAUGGUAGGUCAUAGUUAUAAAUGAAUACCUGGUCAUAUGUUUGAUUUGAGGAAAAUCGACAAAAUUAGGAUUCACACCAUUAAUAUUCAGAAAACAAAUAUGUUCGGUCAGUAUAAUUUGGCUAUUACCUUUGGCGUGUUAGAACUGUUUUACAGGUACUGUGUGGGUUAUCAAUUCUAAUGCCCCGUUGUUAUUUUAAUGAUUUUGCACAUUGGGGCUCACCAUUAAGGUACAGAAUCGUGAUAGGCAAACUUUCAAUAAACAAUCUCAUACCCUGUAGUGCCAUUUAUAUUUCGUUUAACCUGCACAUGUAUAUAUACUAGUUUGCAGUUAUUGUGCUAUCGCGUUGAAGUAAUAUUUAUACUGACAUACAUGCAUUCGGGAAAUUCCACUAAUUCAACCGUCCUUUUAAUGGAUAAUUUCUUUCAUUAUGCAUUUCUAUCUUCUGGGCUGAAAUAUAGGGCAACAAACAAACCACUUCCAGAUUGGGGAUUGUGUGUUUCUAAUAUUUUCAUUGAAAGGAGAAGUCCAAGGUGACAUUGAGUUGGCUUUAAAAAUCAGAAAAAAAUGCUCCUUUUGACGUCACCCUUCCCAAUGGACUCAUUUCAGGUAAUCCCACUAAAAAAUGUAAUUUCUUCUAAAUCUACCGAAAGUAAAUUUAUCACAUCAAGAAAUAAAUCAUACAGAAUGCAAGAUGAUUCCAAAUACAUAUGCAUUUAAAAGAAAAAAAAAUACGGGCAUUAAAACUAACGCAUAUGACUUUUAUUAAACUGGACGUAACAGUUGUGAGAAAUUCACAUUUUAAUCGAGCAAUACAUGUAUACUUUUGCUGUUCAGGCACCGUUACACAAAGAUUACUGAUCAUUGAAAAUUUGAAACGAUAGAUUGGUUGAAAGUGGAUUUGGAAAUCCUAAAACUCAUGCGCCAGUCAUAUUGAUUGGUCGUUGUUAUUUCUCGUAAUUUACUGUAAACCUUUGUGCUAUGAAGCCCCGACAGCAUAGUCUUUGUUUUCAGGCACUUAACGAAUUAGCACAUUUACUGAAUAUCUCACAAGAAAUGAUAUAAAUACCCUGUACCUUUUUGACCCUACGUGUAUUAUCUACUUGGUCUAAAAUUUUUAAAGAUUAUCCCUAAAAGAACUGUGAGGCAUGAUGCCCCCCCCCCCCUCCUCUAUGCUUCGCGCGAUAUUUCCAAAACGCAAAAAGAUAGCGCGGCAAAAUUGUUUUACUUUAAACAUAAAAAAGGGAAAAUUUGAAGUGAAACUGAAAGUCUCGGGCAACUUAUGAGGCCAAAUUCGCGACACACGGGUAUAGCAUCGCGACGCCACGUAACUUCAUGACUCAUUGUUAUACUUUGUGUACAAAGUCUAUGGGAGAUGAAAUUCAUAAAAGGGUGAUUAUUUUUCGUUCUUAUUGGUCUGCUUAAUUAAUUUAGGGUUAAAUUUAGUUGUUAAAUGGUCUGUAAUAAUUUCCAUUUAUAAAGAAACGAUAAAAAACACAAAAAAUACAUAGGAAAUUCUUAAAACAAAAAAAAAAUGAGAAAAAAAAAGGUUUUCGCAAUUUUCCUUUGUGGAAACAUGAAAAUUAGAUUAAAAAGAUGACAUCUGGGGAAAAAAAAGAAAAUUUGAAGUGAAAAUGGGUGUAAAAUUUACAAAUAAUGAUUUUCACGAAUACAUUUGCAUAUUUUAUUCAUAGUAAAUAAAAUAUUUUUUUCAUAUUUUUUUUCAUAUACUGCAUGGCUUGUAAUUUAUGUGCGUCCCAAAUUUCGGCACGAUCGCGCGAUAUAUCUCAAAUAGCCUCGUUCUUUAAGAGUAAAUCAAUCAUUCGAUUACUCGUUGACAUAAUCAAAAGGGUUCCAAUGUUUGAACGUAGACAAAAAUACAUGUACACUUAA
Messenger RNA from Lytechinus variegatus (green sea urchin), 6287 nucleotides. RefSeq lists its product as uncharacterized. The record is from RefSeq and is a predicted model, not a curated record. The transcript has 3 exons. Lineage: Eukaryota; Metazoa; Echinodermata; Echinoidea; Temnopleuroida; Toxopneustidae. The coding region runs from base 886 to 3867 and encodes 993 amino acids. Gene Ontology annotation, molecular function: G protein-coupled receptor activity. Gene Ontology annotation, biological process: G protein-coupled receptor signaling pathway; cell surface receptor signaling pathway. Gene Ontology annotation, cellular component: membrane.